This is a messenger RNA of Cuscuta europaea, 678 nucleotides long. The record is from the annotation of a GenBank genome assembly. NCBI's taxonomy places the organism in Eukaryota, Viridiplantae, Streptophyta, Magnoliopsida, Solanales, Convolvulaceae.
UGGACGACCGACGAACUCCGGACGAAGUGACGAACCGACUGAAGCAGGGUCAAGCAGCGAACUUGCCGCGUGCCGCCGGUGCCCGGUGCUGAGUUGCCGCCGUGCCGGAGACGUGAGCAGCAGGCAACAGCGACCGAGCGGCGCGCCGAGCCGGUCAGCCGGAGCCGCCUCUUCCUCUACCCGACCGCCUCUUCCUCUGCCCGACCAGGUUUUGUGAUGGAUCGCAUGUCCUUUAUGAAGAGGGCACAACUCAAAGCGGCCGAGGAGCUGAAGGCCCAACAGCCUGGUGCUUCCCCUGCGGCCAAGCCCCCGGUACAGCCGAAGAAGAAGCGGCAGGCCGAUGAGGGCCAAAAAAAGUUGACCGAGGUGGGACUGAAGCCUCCCAAGAAGUCAAAGAGGGCUUCCUCUGCCGGUGAUGUUGGGACGUCGGCUGUUCCCUCUGGGGACGGAGGGGGUUCAAACACUGAUGCUUUGGUGGACCACCCUUCGGGCCCUUCGUCCACCACUCUCUCCACUGUUCUUGCUGCCGUAAUGGCCGCCCGGAAGAAAGGGUCCGGUCGAGAGCUGGUCAGAGGGACCUACAAACUCGAGGUGGAGUACCCUGUCAAAUGGGGGCUGUUCAACGAGAUUGUUGACGGCCACGAGGCGAUUUCUCAAUCUAUCCCUGACGAAGACCGG